AUGGUAAACCCGAUUAAAAGCAUGGCAUGUCGACAUGUUCAAAAUAUGGUUCAGAGUGUCUCUAAAUGUUCUGGAAACGAGGCUCCUUAUUCACCUGUCAUAGACACUAACUCUGAUUCGGCCUCUAGCUCCGUUAACACAUCUAAGAGCUGUAAAAUUUCAGGACAACCAGAGAAAAAAACCGAAUGUCACUCAGAAUCAGAUGAAAGAUGUCAUAGCAAAAAUUGUCUUGCGCCUAACAUAUCUAGUCCCUGUGCUUUCCAUUGCGAAGAAGAUCAGCAGUUACCUAUUAAGUGUGCACAAUCAAAAAAGAUUUCACAUGAAGACUUAGACGAUCGCCAGUCUCCGAAUGACUAUCUUUGGCAGAAGUUGGAAGCGUUGAUUGACCAGAUGAUCUCAGAGGAGGAUGGGAUUCCCGUCCGCAAUGUGAAAAGUCUUAUGUCCGUUAUUCCCAGUACAUUCACAGGUAGUGAUAUCGUUCACUGGUUGAUGGAACACACUGGUGCUAGCGAUGUUACUGAAGCAGUUCAUCUUGCUAGCCGUAUUGCGUCUAUGGGCUACAUUUUUUGCAUUGACGACCAUGUGCUGACAGUUAAAAAUGAUGGGCAUACUUAUUACAGAUUUCAAACACCUUUUCUUUACCCAAGUCGAUGCAUGGAAGCAGAUACUGCAGAUUAUGCUGUAUACUUGUGUAAACGCACUAUGCAAAAUAAACAAAGACUAGAGUUAGCCGGAUUCGAAGCUGAACGUUUGGCUAGUUUACAGAAUAUUUACUGUCACAAAUGGGAAUUUAUUUAUAUACAAGUAAGUAGUGAUAUCGUUCACUGGUUGAUGGAACACACUGGUGCUAGCGAUGUUACUGAAGCAGUUCAUCUUGCUAGCCGUAUUGCGUCUAUGGGCUACAUUUUUUGCAUUGACGACCAUGUGCUGACAGUUAAAAAUGAUGGGCAUACUUAUUACAGAUUUCAAACACCUUUUCUUUACCCAAGUCGAUGCAUGGAAGCAGAUACUGCAGAUUAUGCUGUAUACUUGUGUAAACGCACUAUGCAAAAUAAACAAAGACUAGAGUUAGCCGGAUUCGAAGCUGAACGUUUGGCUAGUUUACAGAAUAUUUACUGUCACAAAUGGGAAUUUAUUUAUAUACAAGCUGAAGCAGAAGCUAAAGUAGAUAAGAAAAGAGAUAAACUGGAGAGAUUGGUCCUUGAGUCACAAGAAAGAGCUUAUUGGGAUUUACAUCGGCCUCCACCAGGUUGUAUCAACACAACUGACAUUGAUAUGCGUAAAUUAUGUCGUGCUAAACGUCCUAAAAAGACUCCAUCACGACCUGUGAAUUUCCCUAUUCCAAGUGGUCCAGGUCAGUUUGUUGCACAAGUGUUUAAUUAG
Molecule: messenger RNA, 1383 nt
Organism: Trichobilharzia regenti
Lineage: Eukaryota; Metazoa; Platyhelminthes; Trematoda; Strigeidida; Schistosomatidae
Source: the annotation of a GenBank genome assembly